GGCUGGGCGGCUGCUGCUGCAUCCAUCGCAAAAGAAAGCCACUCCACACUACAUCACUGCCUACCAAACAGAGGAGUGCAAGAGUUGGGAAGAACAUCACUGGCAAUGCACCUUACUUUCUGAUAUCUGUUACUAAAGAAAGCUCCCAGUUCCAUAAGAGACUCUAAUAGGAGUAUAUAACAACAAUACUCAGCUUAAGAAAGUAACAUUUGACAAAGCCAUGGCUACAGAUGAAAGGGACACUAAACAGAAUGUUCAGGCUGAGGUACUGGGUACUGAUGCUUCAGGCAAGAAAAGGGCAGGGAAAUUCCAGCCUUUCAAGAAGUUUUUUGGUAAAAGGAAAAAGAGAGACGCAACAUCAGACUGUGAGGAAGCCAAAUUGAAACCCAGCCACUCUUUCGGGAAUGUAUGCAAUGGCCUCUCUUCAGAUGAAGAAACAAACAAUGGUUUGAGGUCCUCCAACUAUACUAUGGGCACUCGAGCCUUUUCCCAUGACAGUAUUUUUAUACCUGAUGGGCAAGCAGAGAGUGAGCAGGCAGUCCAAGCAAUGUCACAGGACAAAAUCCUAGGCAAAGUCAAAACCCUUCAGCAACAGUUGUCCAAGACUAUUAAAUUUGGACAAACACCACAAAUGACAAUUUCUGAGAGGACAAUGGAGGAGGCAAAUGCUAGUUUAGAAGAGGACGUAUUACCCAGUAGCCCAAUGGAGAUUGAGCCUCAACAGGACACAGUGCUCUCGGACAGUGAUAAUAAAUUAAGUGACACUCCGGACUCAUUAAACCCUCUGAGUGUGCCUGGGAGAGGACAUGAAGUAGAGAAGAAGGUUACUCCAGUCAAAUCGUCUCGGUCAAAAAGACACAUUUCCUCUGGUGGCACAAUUGAAUCAAUCAAUCUUGAUGCGGUCCCCCAGGCAGUCGCUCGUCUUGACAACAGCGCGGCUAAGCACAAGCUCUCCAUAAGGCCAAAAAAACAGAGACUGUCAAGAAAACACAGAAGAUUGACAAAGGAGUCACAAAGCGUAACAGUGACAGAGUUUGAGCAAGAAAACCCAGAAACCCACGAGUACAGAGAGAGAUACCCAGAUGACAAUGGACGCAUUGGCACAGCUAAGCCAACCCAGAACAGAGAGGGGCAAAAGCAGCUUGAGUUAGCAGAUGAGAAAAGAAAGCAAGAAGAUCACAGGAGAAUGCUCGAGGCAAAAGAGAAAAGACAAAUUGCAGAAGCAGAGGGAAAAAAACAUCUGGAAGAACAAAGAUGCCAGGAAAUUGAAGAGAUGCAAAGGGAACAGGAGAGAAAGCGUUGUGAGGAAGAGAAAAGGCAGCAUCUUCUUGAGGAGGAGAAACAUUUUAAAAUAAAAGAGCAGAGGCACCAGGAGGAGAAGAAAAGACAACAAGAAGAACGGAGACAACAGGAACUGGAGGAGCAGAAAAGACUGGAAGAACGGAGACGACUGGAACUGGAGGAGCAGAAAAGACUGGAAGAAUGUAGACGACAGGAACUGAAGGAGCGGAAAAGACUGGAAGAACGGAGACGGCAGGAACUGGAGGAGCGGAAAAGACUGGAAGAAUUUAGACGGCAGGAACUGGAGGAGCAGAAAAGACUGGAAGAAUUUAGACGACAGGAACUGGAAGAACGGAGACGAGUGGAACUGGAGGAGCAGAAAAUAAAAGAACUGGAAGAACAAAGGUGUCAUGAGAUUGAAAAACAGCAUCAGGAGGAACAAAAAAGACAAGAAUUGGAAGAACAGAGACAAGAAUUUGAGAAAAGGCAUCUUCAGGCUGAACAGAAGCUGCAGCAGGAGGAAGAAGCUAAGAGACUGGAAGAACAAAGCCAGCAUCAGAAGGAAAAAAAGAAGAGACAAGAAGAACAAACUCUACAAAAACUGGAGAAGCAAAAGACACAGGAAGAACAAAGAAGACAUGAGCCAGCAGAACAAACGCACCUGGAGAGUGAAGAGAGAGAACAACAGGGGAAAUUUAAAAUAAGGCAAGAGGAAUCAAAUGAACAAGAACUGAAAGAACAGACAGAAAUACAUGUGGAUGGACAACAGCAUCUGGAAAAGCAAAAAGAACAAGAGCAAGCCAUAAGACAGCAACAGGUCAAAGAAGAAGCGAGUUCCGGGGAUGCUGGUAGGGAAUCCGUGGAGAAGCAGCUUCAAGAAGAAUCAAACCAACAAAAAACAAAACAAUCACAGAAAGGGAAAGAAACAGUGCAAGAAAAGCUAACACCAAAGCAGAAGAGAGAAGUUGAAGCUCAGGAGCAGAAAAUAGGUGAAGAACUAAGAUGGCAGGAAGUAGAUGAAAUGCAGGCUAUGCACAGACCAUUCACAUUUCAAGUGUCAUCGGGAGAGAAACAGAUCAUAUUUCAGAAAGUGAAUUUGAGCCCUGUUACUCCUGUCAAAGAGGAAGCACGACAUUCUACCCUCAAAGAAUCCAAGACCCACAAAUUUAGCAAAGGUUCUACUGCAUUCCCCUACUCUUUGUGUGUCCCACACACAGCUAUUUUGGUUACUGGAGCACAGCUUUGUGGCACUGCCGUAAACCUGAAUCAGAUCAAAGAUACAGCUUGUAAAUCUUUACUUGGUUUGACAGAAGAAAGAAAAAACCUGGAUAUUCCCCCACCAGAAAGCACCCAGAAAACUACUCUUGAUCCCAAAUCUAGCCGCAGUAAAAUGAAGUAUACACAGGAGACAUUGAACAACCAGGACAUAUUAGCAGAAUGGGCUUCUAUUAGAUCCAGAAUCCUAAAGAGUGCAGAAAACAGCAAGCUAAAUGAAAAAGACAGAGUAAGUGUCUGUAGAUACAGUGAUGACUGGACACCCAAAGGACGAGGUGCUUCCCAUGGCAAUUUAAGGAAAACCCUUUCUGCAAAUGCAAAAUUUUCCAUAACACCAGCAUGGCAGAAAUUUUCAGAAACCUCAAAUGCCAAUGCAGAUGCUGAGAGUGCAAGUGGUGCAGAAGGUACUGAACCAGAGAACACAAGAAAAAAGACAGAUUCAUCCAAUGAUGCAAAUGAUGAUGUGGCUGCUCACUAUGAGACUCCAGCUUGUAAAGAUAAUGCGACUGAAAUGGCUACAAAGAGUGAAACACACCUUAUAAUGGCAAACAACACAGAAGGCUAUAAGUUUGCCAAAGAUCUUCCAUCUUUCCUUGUUCCAAGCCUCUCUCAUUCUCCAGGAAAAGAACUGCCCCAAUCAGAAUCUCCAGCUACUUUGGAAAGUCAGCAGAACACUGGUACAAGAAAACUGGAUAAAACAGCACCACAUGAAGAAGAAAAUAUUUCUCCAUUUGGGAUAAAGUUAAGAAGGACAAACUACUCCUUGCGUUUCCACUAUGAUCAACAGGCGGAGCAAAAGAAAAAGAAAAGAUACAGUGCAGGAGAUAGUUUUGAUGGUGUACUUGCUCCUCUAGUUACAACAGAAAGUGGAAAAGAAACCAUUAAUACCGCUCUAAAAGACAAUAUAUCCCCUAGCCUAGAGAGAAGGGAUGCCACUGUUUUAAAAGACUCUUCAAAUAAUGUUUUGGAGAACUCAGAAACAACAGUUACACUGUUAUUCCCAUCAAUCAACAGCCAGAUUCCUUUACCUAGUCAUGAGAAACCUGUGUGUAAAUCGUCACUCCAACAGAAACCUGCAUUAGCUCCAAAGCCCACAAACCAGACCCCGCCAUCCUCUCCUCUCUCUAAAAUGAACAGAUCAAAUUUAGCUGACACGUUAGGUCAAAGGGCGGCUAAAUCUGAGUCAGACACCACGUGGAAAAAAGAAGACAGUAAAGUGAAUGUGGUGCACUCACCAGCACAGAAUGAGAACAAAAAUGAAGAGGAAGAAACCAGAGAAAAGAAGUCAUUUUUCCCAUCUAUCACCAUGCCAUGGAGAGAGAAAGCUGACAAAAAGCCUGAGCCACUGAAAAAAGAAAAGCCAGUUCUCCAGAGCAGGCAUUCUUUAGAUGGCUCCAAAUUGAUGGAAAAAGUUGAAUCUGCACAACCGCUGUGGAUUACAUUAGCACUACAAAAGCAAAAGGGAUUUCGUGAGCAGCAAGCUACCAGAGAGGAGAGGAGACAAGCCAGAGAGGCAAAGCAGGCUGAGAAGCUCGCUAAAGAUAAUGCUGCUGUAAGCAAUCAGUCAGAUAAUAAAGGCAGCAAUAUCAGCAAAACAAGUGUACUGCAGAAACCUACACCUCAGGAAGACGAGAAGAAAAUUGAGAUGACUGUGUCAAGACUAGAACGCAGAGAGCAGCUCAAAAAGUCCAAUACCCUUCCUACUUCUGUGACAGGACUUUUAGCAAUAGAGGGAAUGGAAAAGACAGAAAGAAGGCCCUUGUCCCAUGAGAGGAGGAGAGCUUCCCCCAUGGAGUCCUGGCCAAUGCCCGCUCUGGAGCAGUACCGUGGACAUUUCUUGUUCUGGCCACUUGCAUAUUGGCAGGACCGAUGCAAGGAUCUGCCGUAUGAGUUUGGCGGAGACCAAGAGAGCCUUGUUAAUAGGCAGGGCUACUCCAGAUGAAGCAGAGGAGUGUAAAAUGUCUAAUAGUUUAUGGUGUGAUUCGGUCAUCUUUUGUAAUGGUGGUUUUAAUGCAUCUGUCACGCUCUGAGCUGGCUCCUGGAAAAGCUUGAAGUCAUCUGCCAAUGGGGGGGGGAUA
This is a messenger RNA of Mauremys mutica (yellowpond turtle), 4634 nucleotides long. RefSeq names its product capping protein inhibiting regulator of actin dynamics (gene CRACD). The record is from RefSeq and is a predicted model, not a curated record. Bases 221 to 4498 code for a protein of 1425 amino acids. The transcript is spliced from 13 exons. Lineage: Eukaryota; Metazoa; Chordata; Testudines; Geoemydidae. Gene Ontology annotation, biological process: negative regulation of barbed-end actin filament capping; maintenance of gastrointestinal epithelium.